Molecule: messenger RNA, 699 nt
Organism: Thermothelomyces thermophilus ATCC 42464
Lineage: Eukaryota; Fungi; Ascomycota; Sordariomycetes; Sordariales; Chaetomiaceae
Exons: 3
Coding region: 137-688 (183 amino acids)
Biological process (GO): regulation of DNA-templated transcription
Molecular function (GO): DNA-binding transcription factor activity; sequence-specific DNA binding
Source: RefSeq, a predicted model, not a curated record
AGCUGUGAAAGCGCAUGCGACGCUCUGGUCCCUGCAGGCGCGCGCAUCCUUGAGCAUUAGUUAUCGUCUUUCGGCCUUUUCCUGCUUCUACUCGGGUUCCCGUCGCUGACCGAGUUCGCAUCAAUAUGCAGAGCAGAUGGCCGCUGCGACUGAAAGCGCGCCGGCGACCCAGACAGCUCAAGGUUCCGACUCGUCAAUGGGUGUAAGGACCAUUCCCAUCAUUGCGCCCACGAUCCAGAUGUCUACGCCGUCUCCCGGAGAACCCAUGGACAUCACGACCCCGACGGGCUCGUCCGCCCCGGCUUCGGCCACCAAGAGCCCGGACCGCGACGUCAAGCCCAACGGAGCGAGUAACGACCGGCUGCAACCGCCGCCCUCGCAGAACGAACAGCCUCCGCAAGAGAACAACAUGCCCGCGCCGUCGUCCACAACAACGUCCACCUCAACGCCAGCUGUCCACCAGCCAAAGGUCCAGACGGCCUUCAUCCACAAGCUAUGGAGCAUGUUGGAAGACCAGAAGAUACAACAUUUGAUCUCGUGGACUGCGAAUUCAGAUAGCUUUGUCAUCCAGCCAUCGCAUGAGUUUUCGAAAGUGCUAGCACAAUACUUUAAGCAUACCAACAUUUCGUCGUUCGUACGUCAACUAAACAUGUAUGGGUUUCACAAAGGUACGAGGCGGAGAACUUAGAAUGGAACAUA